CGAGAGCGCGCGCGUGGUUAUAAGGGCGCGGGGGAGCCGCGCGCUGUAGAGUCAGGUGCCUGCGUCUGGCCGUCGGAUCCCGCCAACAUGUUCAGAAGACGCCUCCAGGAGAUCCCAUCUUCCAGCAGCAACGUGUCCACCAGCAGGACCUCGGAGCUUCUCUCUGGCACGAUAACGUCUUUCCUUAAGAAGGAAAAGCUGGACGAUGAAAAUACUCUACAAGAUACACCAGAGGCAUCGCCCGGUUCUCACAAACGGCAGAAGAUGAAGGAGAGGGACUUUGUCAUUGCCCGCCGGGCUCGGAUGCUCCGUGAUUCAGGUGUUUCUUGGGAUACACUUCCAGAUGAAUUGCUUUUGACCAUCUUUGCAUAUUUGCCCCUAAGUGACUUGUUAAGAGUUUCCAUUGUUUGCAAGAGGUGGCAUUGUCUUUCGUUUGAUGAAUCUCUCUGGCAGACUCUCGAUCUGGCUGAUAAAAUUUUGCCGCCAGGAGUGGUUGGACAGUUGCUGCCUGCAGGUGUUACUGUAUUCCGCUGCCCACGAUCUUCUAUUGGGAGCCCAUUGUUCAAAACAAGCCAACCUCUCAAACUUCAAUGUAUGGAUUUGUCGAACUGUACAAUGUCUGUUGAAAGUCUCCAGAGUAUUCUUAGUCUGUGUGAAAAGUUGCAGAACCUCAGCUUGGAGGGCCUAGUGCUUUCUGAUGACAUCAUCAAAAAUAUUGCUCAGAAUCCCAGUUUGGUGCGACUAAAUCUCUCUGGUUGUUCAGGGUUUGCUGUAGAACCCCUGGAGCUGAUGUUGAGCAGCUGUUCUAAGCUGGAUGAGCUGAACUUAUCCUGGUGUGACUUCACAGGCGCCCAUGUGAAAGCAGCAGUCAACCAUUUUACUUCAAAAUUAACCCAAUUAAACUUAAGUGGAUACAGACAGAAUCUACAAAUUGAAGAUGUUCAGACACUGGUGGAAAGAUGUCCUUCACUUGUCCAUUUAGAUCUAAGUGACAGCGUGAUGUUAAACCCUGAGUGUUUCCAGUACUUCCAAAAACUCCGCUGGCUACAACAUCUGUGUCUUAGCCGAUGUUAUCAGAUAAACCCUGCUGACUUAGUGGAACUUGGUGGAAUUCCAACAUUAAAGACUCUUCAGGUAUUUGGAAUCGUGACUGAUGGCUCCCUAGAGGUCCUCAAGGAAUCUCUUCCUGACAUAGAGAUCAAUUGUUCAUACUUUACAAAUAUUGCAAGGCCAACUUUUGGUAAGAAAAGGAGCCAUGAGAUUUGGGGCAUCAAAUGCAAGUUGGUGCUGAGUAAUUCUAGUGGCUUGUGAUCAUGUACAAUGCACUGGAUGCAAUGAACAUACUGUGUGUAGUGAAGCUCCUUAAGAACAGAAUGCUGGAGCACUUUCAGUGAUAGUAUUAUUAUUGUAAAAUGCAUUCUGACUUGGUCUUGUGCCUUAAUGUAGUUUCAUAAAUAUUCUCACAGUAUUUUUUUACUUAAAGCCUUUAGAAAUCUGAUAAUGUGGGAGCGAUUGUGGACUCUUUUCUUCUGUAACUGGGGAUAUUUUUUUCAAAAGUACUGUGAAAAAAAAACUAUUGUAAUCAAAACAGUGCCAGCCUAUAGUGACUGUUGCAUGUUCUGAUGCAGCUUUUGGUGCUUUGAGGUGUUCUGAGGGUGCUUCUGGUUAACUCUACCAGUUCUACAGCUCUUGAAAUGGCUUGUAGGGGUGCUAGAUGUUCUAAUAAGGCUUAUUAAAGAAUUGCCUUUGUCUGAGUCUGUGGACCUCAAAGUGAAUUAUGGCGUUAAACCCAUUUAAAUGUUCAGUUGAACAAGAUAUGUAGUAAGAUGAGAAACUACCCACUGUUUGUGAGACAGGGUACUGAGUCUGAAUUUACGAAGCCUGAAGACAGAAAGGAUGUUCACAGAAAAGCAGCUAAAUAAUGCAGAAGUGAAAAAGUAGUAUAAAGGGGCUGAUGAAGUUUUUCUUGAGCAGAGCAUAAAGAUAAUACUUGUUUUAAUAUUCUUGUUAGCAAAAUACACUUUGAAAACCCCAUUCAGAACAAGCAUCUGUAAAUGUAGAUACUGGUUAUCAAGUCUUUCAUGGUGUGGUGCUGUUUUCUGAUACAAGGUUCUGCAAUAUUGAAGCUUCUGUGACCUUGACCAAACUUGACGAGCUUGAUAAAAACUCUUAAAAAAUAUUCUUCUACAUCCUUUAAAGAUCUUUCAACUGCAACUCCUAAACUGUCAGGAAUCUUGCAGGAGGAGGUCUCAAAUGAUUAUAAUCUUGGACCAAAACCUCAGACUGCAGUGAGUGCUGAAAGGGGUAGAUGCUUUGGUGAUAUUAAGAAACAUGACUUCAAAUUUUUUUUUGUAAUAGCUUAUGUUUGCAGUAUCACUUCUCUUGUAUCUGUAACACUAAUCAGUACUGGCUAGUGUUGGGUUUUGGGGUUUUUUUUGAAGUUCUAUGAAAAGAUGAAUAAUUGUCCAAAAACAAACUAAAAAAUAUGAUCAUGUACUUCUGUCUGUAUGUGUUAUGAUGGUCCUUGUGUAUAAGCAUGGAAUGUUCCAGCAAAUGUACAGGUUAGUUGAAAAGUUCUGGAGUAAAACUUGCACCCUGUGUAGGACAGGAAGAUGCUGCUGUUGCUUCCAUGAAUGCAGCAAUCAAGCAGAUAGUAUUUAUUCAUGGAUAUUCAAAGUGAGCCUACAGCUUUACUGUGGGGUUGUUGCUGUUUAUAGUAUUCCCAUCUCAAUCUGAAGAGAAGGGCUCAGGAGUAAAUGCCUGGUCAUACAGAUUAAUUACUGUGGAAAGACUGUACGAGUACUAGAAUUUUAACUUUACUUUCUGUAGUACAGCAAAUACAGCAUUGUCUUGUUAAUCUGCUCUGGUUUGGUUUUUACAAAGUUUUAACUGUUGACGACAAUUACAAUCACAGAAUUGUUAGAUCUGGAAGGCACCUUAAAAUUAUGUAAGAUCCAACACUCCUGCCAUGAGCUUUACACUAGACCAUGUUGUUGCUUAACUCACUACUGGGCUUGUGCCCUUCACAAAGGAGUUAAUGGGCAAUAUGCCUUGUGAAAACUGGCCUGGAGAAGCAAUGGGAGGUUGGAUAUUGGAUAUUGUGUUGCUUCACAGUUUGCGACCUGAAGUUUACGCCUUAAAUGAGUUACUUCAAAAGUAAAUCUCUGCAGCUCAGCACUAGUGUAAAUUCUUCUUCCUAUGUAUCAUGUAACUCCAUGCAACUUGUUUUGCCUUUAAUAAAGAUCUGAAGAAUUGA
Melopsittacus undulatus (budgerigar) is the source of this 3256-nucleotide messenger RNA. RefSeq names its product S-phase kinase associated protein 2 (gene SKP2). Gene Ontology annotation, cellular component: SCF ubiquitin ligase complex; cytosol; nucleus. The record is from RefSeq and is a predicted model, not a curated record. Gene Ontology annotation, biological process: G2/M transition of mitotic cell cycle; SCF-dependent proteasomal ubiquitin-dependent protein catabolic process; regulation of cell cycle. NCBI's taxonomy places the organism in Eukaryota, Metazoa, Chordata, Aves, Psittaciformes, Psittaculidae. Gene Ontology annotation, molecular function: protein binding. The coding region runs from base 88 to 1311 and encodes 407 amino acids. The transcript is spliced from 10 exons.